Chlorella variabilis is the source of this 4800-nucleotide messenger RNA. RefSeq lists its product as hypothetical. The coding region runs from base 1 to 4800 and encodes 1599 amino acids. The transcript has 5 exons. The record is from RefSeq and is a predicted model, not a curated record. Lineage: Eukaryota; Viridiplantae; Chlorophyta; Trebouxiophyceae; Chlorellales; Chlorellaceae.
AUGCGCAGCCAGCAACAUGAAACAGAGCCUGGAGGAGGGCGCCCGGGCCCCAGUUCGGGCAGCAGCGGCCCAGCGGCAGGCGCUGCCGUCGCCGCCGCCAACCCGCCCGCCGCGUCCUCGCCGCGGGCGGCGUCAGCGCCCUCUGGCGCCGACCUGCGUGCCACGGCUCCCCAGGCCCUCGCUGCGGUCAGAGGCAGCGUGGACGGGCAGGGCGCGGCGGCAACCGCGCAGCAGCCGCAGCCGCGGGGCGAGGCGGCGCCUGGUGCGGCGGUGCAGCAGCCGCGGCCGCCUGCGGGCACAGCCACCGCCGCCAGCAGCGACCGCACAGAGUCUGUGGGUGACGUGGCAUGCCAGCGGGGCGCCGUGGCGGCCGCAGCGGGGCCGCCGCUGCCGCAGGCACAGCAGCAGGGUGGCCACAGCAGCCUAAUGCAGGAGCUGCAGGAGGCCAUCCACAAUUCCCUGCAAGGCGUCUGGCCGCCAGCUGUGCGCACCAGCCAGGCCCAGGGCGGCGCCGCCGGCGCUGGGCAGUGCCGAGCGCGGCAGCAGGAGCAGGGCGCGCCGGCUGCGCCGCCGCCGUCUGGCAGAGAGCAGGCGGCAGAGCAGCCGCCGCCGCCGCCGCCGCAGCAGCAGCAGCAGCCGGUGGCGGGAGCGGCGCCGGCGGCAGCCCCGGCUGACAGCGACGGUCCCCUGAUGCUGUUCCAUCAUUGGGCGGGCGUGUCAAGCAUCACAGGCAUGCAGGGCGAGGAUGCGGAGCCGGCAGCAGAGGAGGCAGCGGCCGGGGAGCGGCCCGGCCAGGCGCGGCACGCCCCCCCGCCCUCCCCUCGGCAGCAGCCGCAGCAGCAGCAGCGGCCGCAGGCAGCGGCAGCCCUGGCGGGGAGCCCCCUGGCGGCGCAGCAGCUGCAGGCGGGGCCGGCCACCCUGGCGCAGGGCUGCAGCCCAGCGCUGGGGCAGCUGGGCGCGGCAGGCGUGGCGUCGCCCACGAUUAUGAGGGGCGGCAGCUACGCCGAGCUGGGCGCCGCCCUCCCUGCGCUGCCUGCCGGAUACUAUGCCAUCCCCGCCCCCGGCAGGCAGGGCUUCUGGCUCGCCCCCGCGGCGGCUUUUCCCAGCCCCGUCCGGCCACAGAUGGUGCCGCUUCCGGUGCCGGUGCUACCGGGCGGCACGCCGCGGGCCGCGGCCACGCCGCUGCCGGUGCCGCUGCCAGGCGUCACACCCGCUCAGGCGCAGCCGGCGGCGGCCGCUGGCAGCACGCCACGCGUGCCGGGCCUGCCGGGCCUGCCCCCCGUCCUAGCCAGCCCCGAGGUGUAUGGCCGGCAGCCAGAGGCAGGCAGCUAUCAGCCGCUGCCGCCCCGCCAGUUCCCGGCCUCCCUGGGGGCGGCGGCGGCGGCGGCGCGGCCGGCCGCACGCUACCUGCCCGCCGUCGCCUACCCGCCGCCGCAGCCGUGGCACGGCUCCGUGCAGGCGCUGGCGCGGCCGGCGGCGGGGCACGCGCAGCCCUACCAACACCUGCAGCAGCAUGCAGGGCAGCCGAUGGCGGCGCACCUGGCGGUGGGCCCGGCACUGACUGAAGUGUCUGUGGCGGCAGCGCAGCAGCGGGAGGAGCAGCCGCAGGAGCCGCAGGCAGAGGGGGAGGAGGCGGAGGAGGAGGCGGAGGCGGCAGCAGAGGAGGAGGAGGAGGGACGGCGGCAGCAGAGGGACGCAGCGGCGGCGCAGGCCCCGGCAGCAGCCCCGGCAGCAGCGGAGGAGGAGGAGGAGGAGGAGGCGCGGGAGCAGGCCCCGCCUCCACCACCGCCUCCCCCACCACCGCCGCCGGCGGUCAACACUGCAGCGGCGCCCCAGCAGCCUGCCGCGGCAGCAGCAGCAGCAGCAGCAGCGCCGCCGCUGGCCGGUGCGGCGGCUGGCAGCGGGCCCGCAGCCGGCAGCGGCAGCGGCCGCGCCGGCGGCACCGGCGGUCGUGUCGGCGGCAGCGGGGGUCGCACCGGCGGCAGCGGCGGGCGCGCCGGCGGCAGCAGCGGCCGCAGCGGGGGCCGCACGGGCGGCACGGGCGGCAGCAGCGGGCGCACCGUGGGCCAGUCCACGCCCACGCAGCUGUCGCUGCCGGUACUGCCACCUGGGCUGUACCUGGGCAUGGUACCGCAGGGCUGCGCCUCUCCCGUGGGCAGCCCCAGCCACCUGCAGCUCAUGCAGCAGCAGCAGCUGCAGCUGGAGCAGGCCCACCAGCAGGAGCAGCUGCUGCUGCAGCACAAGCAGCAGAUGGAGCUGCUGAGGCAGCGGCAGGCGCAGGAGGCCGCCGCCGCCGCCGCAGCAGCAGCCGAGGCCGCCGAGGCAGCGCAGGCUCAGCAGCACGCGCUGGCAGGGCCUGAGGAGGAGGCUGCUGCCGGCAUGCGUCCCGCGGCGGCGGGGCAGGGCGCGGGGCAGGGGCAGGGCGGCCACGGCGGCGGCCUGUCGGCGGUCUUUGGCGCCGCCCCCCAGUUCAGCGAUUCCCAGCUGUUUGCCGGACUCUCCAACAUGACUUUGCCCACCUUUGUGCACCAGCAUGGCGACGACCUGCUGCGCCACGUUGUGGGCGAGGUGGUGCAGCCGCCGCACCGGCGGCUGCCUGCCACUGCGGCUGCAGAGGAGGAGGAGGAGGGGGAGGGCGCGGGCCCACGGCAAGCGUUGAAGCUGGCAGGGGCGCGGCGGGGGCCGGCGGCGCAGCGGUGGGGCGCCGACGGCGGCGGCGGCGGCUCCCUGUGCUCUGGCGGCCACCUGCUGCCUGCACGGCAGCUGGGAGAGGGGGACAGCCCGCGGCUGCUGCAGGCGGCGGAGGCUCUGCGGCGGGACGGCGGCCAGCUGCAGCGUGAGGAGGAGGAGGAGGAGGAGGAGGAGGGGCGGUGUGGCGGCGAGGGGUCUGAUGACGAUGCCUCGGGGCCGCGCCGCGCCGCCCAGCUCGCAGCAGCGCAGCGGAUUCAGCAGCAGCAGCAGCGGCAGCAGGCGCCCGCCGCCCCGGGGAGCGGCAGCCAGGCGGCGCAGCAGGCGGGCGGCGGCGGCGCGGCGGGGCCGCGGCGGCAGCAGGGGUCGAUGGCGCCGCCGCCGCCGCGGCCGCCGCCGCCGCUGCCGGACCGCCAGCGGCAGCAGCUGUACAAGGCGAGCUCUGUGGCGGGACGGUGGGCUCAGAAGGCGGUGAGGGCAGACUGGGCUGACAUCCAGCGGCGCAAGCACUUUGAGCAGGCGGCGGCGGAGGAGGAGGUGCGGCGGGCGGCGGCGGCGGCCGCGUUCGCCGCGCGUUCGCCGCCCCGCGCCGCGCACCGCGCCGUGCCGGCGGGAGCUCCCCGCCGCAUGGCCCCGGGCUGGGCCGCGGAAGCUGCCCCACCCUCCCGCAGCAGCAGCAGCGGCAGUGAUGAGGAUGAUGAUGAUGAGGAGGAGCAAAGCGUGAGCGAGUGGCAUCUAGAGGAUGAGCCUCCCCGGCGCCAGCAGCGCCGCUGGAACCGGCGGCCUGCGGUGCUGCAGGCCGCGCAGUCGCCGGCGGUGGCGCAGCUGGCGGCGCGGGCCGAGGCGGCGGCGGCGGGGGCUUUGGCAGGGCACAAGCUGCAGAAGCUGCGUGGCAGGCCGCCCACCAAGGACCCAGCAGCUACCGAGGCCUGGUGGCGGCACCAGGCCGCUGUGGAGGCAGCAGCAGCGGCCGAGCGGCUGCGCAGGCAAGCGGCGUCGCCGCGGCAGGCGCGGCAGCUGGCGCCCCCCGCGGCGCGCCGCCGCAGGCAGGACGACGCAGCGCCGCCGCCCCCGGCGGAGCGCCCCUCUUCGGCUGCCCGGGCUGCCGUGCAGCAGCAGCAGCAAGUCGCAGCGCCGCAGCAGCAGCUCCGGCAGCAGCAGGCCGCGGCGCAACAGCAGCAGCAGCAGGCGGCGGCAGCGGCGCCGGGAGGGGAGGCGCCCGCGCUGCGCCGCAGCAGCCGCCCCACCAAGGGCGUCAACCCUCGCCUGGUCAGCCCGGAUGAGCAGCUGGAGCUCUGGUUGCUCGCCCCUCGGCGGCAGCAGCAGCGCAGCGGCUCGGAGGCGGGAGAGGAGGAGGUGGUGGUGGAGGACGAGGAGGAGGAGAGGGGACAAGACAGCAGCGACGAGGCACUGAGUGUGGGAGAGCUGAGCGGGUCAGAGGCGGAGGAGGCUGCGGCUGCUGCUGCUGCGGUGGCUGCGGGGCCCCGCCCGCAGCUCGCCGCGCCGCUGCUGUGGCCCGCGGCGUGCGACCGGCCGCGGCGGCCGCUGCUGCUGGCGCCGCGCCGGCGGUCGGAGUAUCACCAGGAGUUGUCGGUUCUGCUGCGGCCGCACAGCUUGACGAGCGGGCCGCCGCCGCUGCAGCCGGCGCCCAGCCACACGCUCUCCGAGGUGGAGCAGCGGGAGGAGGAGGAGGAGGGGGUGCAGCAGCGGCGGGAGGAGCGGCGGCGGGAGGAGGAGGAGGAGGGAGCUGAGGAGGUACCCGCCCGCUGCUCGCCGCUCCCCGCCUGGGAGGGGCGGCGGCAGCAGCCCAUCCGCCGCCGCCCGCGCUCGCCGUUUGCCGGGGCGCGCGGCGCGGCGCAGGCGCAGGCGCAGGCGCAGGCCCAGGCUCAGCUGCAGGAGCAGCAGGAGGCUGCCGCCGUGGCAUCGGAAGAGGAGGAAGAGGAGGAGGACGAUGUCGAUGGCGGCGCCCCAGCCGACCCUGCGCUGCUGGCAGAUCUCAAGGCGGCCGCCGCGCGCGUGGCGGCAGAGGCAUUUGGAGCGCCGGCGCCAGCACCUGCACCUGCGCCCGCUGCCGUCAUCCGGAAUGCGUUGGAGCAGCCCCCUGCUCGGUGA